Messenger RNA from Coregonus clupeaformis (lake whitefish), 3663 nucleotides. RefSeq names its product collagen alpha-1(VII) chain-like. NCBI's taxonomy places the organism in Eukaryota, Metazoa, Chordata, Actinopteri, Salmoniformes, Salmonidae. Bases 1 to 3663 code for a protein of 1220 amino acids. The transcript is spliced from 62 exons. The record is from RefSeq and is a predicted model, not a curated record.
AUGACUGUUUUACAGGGUGCCAAAGGAGACAAGGGCGACGAAGGCAGUCCCGGGGAGUCUGGUCUACCAGGGAAGGCAGGGGAGAGAGGACUACGGGGUCUGGCGGGUCAGCCUGGGCGAGCAGGGGAGAAGGGAGACCUAGGAGACUCUGGAGAGCACGGACGCAAUGGAAGCCCAGGACCUAUUGGACCAAGAGGAGAGAAAGGAGUUGAGGGAGCUCAAGGCCCCCCAGGACCUCCAGGAAACAUGCGCGAUACAGAUAAAAAGCUUAAAGGAGAAAGAGGAGAAAAGGGGGAUGCUGGCGAUCCGGGAGAGCAUGGGGGCAAAGGUCAGAAGGGCGAGGCAGGGCCCUCAGGAGCCACUGGGCUCCGGGGACUUGAGGGACAACGUGGACCUCCAGGGGCAAGAGGUGACACAGGAGAGAGAGGAGGCCCAGGAGAGAAGGGUGAGAGAGGUGCGUCUGGACUGGAUGGACGCAACGGUUUGGAUGGCAAACCAGGAGCACCAGGACCGGCCGGCCUGAGGGGAGACCCAGGGAAACUAGGGGAUCCAGGAAGAGAUGGGCUGCCAGGACUGAGAGGUGCACAGGGCCUCCUAGGCCCUAUUGGGCCUGUAGGAAAUCCAGGCACAUCUGGCAAAGCAGGAGAAGAUGGAAAACCAGGGGCUGCUGGGAAAAUGGGCGAGGAUGGCGAACCGGGGGAAGAUGGCAGGAAGGGUGACAAAGGAGAGGCUGGGGCUGCUGGAAGAGACGGUCGUGACGGGCUGAAGGGAGACCGGGGCCUUGCAGGGCCUACAGGGCCAACUGGUCUAUCUGGGCCCCCAGGGAUCCCUGGCACCAUCGGACCUCCAGGACAGGUGGUCUAUGUGAAGGGAGCUCCAGCACCAUCUAUCCCUGGCCCUCAGGGGCCUCCAGGAACCCCAGGUGUGCCUGGAAUCCCAGGGGCUGUAGGAGCCAGAGGAGAGAAAGGAGCAGUGGGUGGUAAAGGUGAAAGUGGUGACCCAGGAGAGAACGGGAAACCGGGCAGGCCUGGAACAGCAGUGGAUGUGCAGAAGGCCCUCUCUAACCUUGGCAUCGAGGUGCUGGACCUGAAGAUGGUUGUGGAGAGGAAGGAUGUGCUGGUCAAGCCUGUGGUGGAGAAGGCUGAGAAGGGCCAGAGAGGAGACAAGGGAGAGGCCGGACAGAGAGGACCAGCAGGGAUAGAUGGUGCUCGCGGGAUGGCUGGGGAGAGAGGUGUGAAGGGAGAACAGGGGGAACAGGGGCCUGUAGGGGCCACAGGACCCAUAGGGAGGGCCAUCGGAGAGAAGGGCCCAGUGGGGCCCCCGGGACAGGCUGGAGAGCCAGGAAAACCUGGCAUAUCUGGAGUACCAGGGAGAGCCGGAGAACUGGGAGAGACUGGACGACCUGGAGAUAGGGGGGAGAGAGGAGAGAAAGGUGACAAAGGAGAGGCUGGGGGAAACGGGCUAGUUGGAUUAGUGGGCCCUCCUGGACCAAAGGGUGCUUCUGCAGAAGUGGGUCAGGCUGGACUCCCCGGAGCAAGGGGGCUCCCUGGGGUCGCAGGACCGAAGGGAGAGCCUGGUGCUUCAGGACCACAGGGAUCCAAAGGAGACGGGGGUAUUGCAGGUCCCCGUGGAGAUAAAGGCGACCGAGGUCCAUCUGGAGAGCAGGGACGUAAUGGCUUUCAGGGGACAGCAGGAGAACCUGGCAAACCGGGACAGGAUGGGAAGCCGGGCCUGCCUGGGUUCCCUGGAGUGCUUGGCAGACCGGGAAACCCUGGAGAACCUGGAAUUAGAGGGUCAACUGGUCCGAUCGGUACCAACGGGCCUCCAGGUCCACCUGGGGUAAAGGGUAAUCAAGGAGUGCCUGGGGUUGGCGUUCAGGGACUGUCUGGUCCCCAAGGCAGCAUGGGACUGCCGGGACCUGGAGGGACUCCUGGAGCUGUGGGUCCAUCAGGACCUCCAGGUCUACCAGGGCAGACGGGCGAGGGGGGCAAGCCAGGGGUCCCAGGAAGAGACGGAAUACCUGGAAAAGAGGGAACACCAGGGUUGCCAGGCAAACAGGGAUUCGCUGGACCAAUGGGCUCCACAGGGUUGAAAGGGGAGCAGGGGGACAGUGGCCCCCCAGGAAAGGCUGUAGCAGGACCCGAUGGUGUGAAAGGAGCACAGGGACCUCCUGGUGUGACCUUACCUGGGACAGUGGGAGAGAGAGGGCUGCCAGGGCUACGGGGUGAGAGGGGUGACAAGGGUCCUGCAGGCAUCAAAGGGGACAGGGGUGCUGCUGGUGAAAAUGGGGAGCCUGGAGAAGAUGGGGGCAGAGGACCAGCAGGGCCUAAAGGAGACAAGGGAGAGAGAGGCAUCGGACUGGCAGGGCCUCCUGGUCAGCUGGGACCUCAAGGGUUAAAGGGGGACACAGGACACCCGGGCCCAGCAGGUCCUCCAGGAGCCCGUGGCGUAGCAGGGACCCCUGGUCUGGCUGGCCUGAGAGGAGAGAACGGAACCCCAGGACCCCCAGGACCUCUAGGACCCAGGGGUCUCCAAGGCUUUCCUGGUCAGACAGGGACCCCUGGAGCUCCUGGGCCCCCUGGACCCUCCGGCCUAGCUGGUACACCGGGAACUGCUGGAGGCAAAGGGGACAAGGGAGCGAUUGGAGCAGGAGUACCUGGAUUGAGAGGCGAGAGAGGAGACCCAGGACCCAGGGGGGAGGAGGGUCGAGCUGGUCUAGACGGGGAGAGAGGACUAGUGGGCUUUCCAGGUGGCAAAGGAGGCAGGGGAGAGAAGGGUGAAUUGGGGCCGCAAGGUGACAAAGGAGAAAAGGGCGAUACUCUCCUGGUGGGAGGACCUACAGGAGAGAAAGGCAACAAAGGAGAGACGGGUGACCGAGGGCCAAAAGGGGGGCAGGGGGAGAAAGGCUUGAAAGGCAAUGACGGCCCAGCUGGGGAGCAGGGUCUGAGAGGUGAGCCAGGAGACAGGGGCUCUACAGGGUUCCAGGGGGCCAGAGGUCCAGGAGGACAGAAGGGAGAGGCAGGCCAGCCUGGUGUACCUGGAGAAUCUGGUACACCAGGAAAAGAUGGAAUGCCAGGCUUUAGAGGAGAGAAGGGAGACGUGGGAAUAACUGGAAUGCGUGGAAUUAAGGGCGACCGAGGAUCAAAGGGGGCGUGUGGAUCGGACGGACCAAAAGGAGAAAAGGGAGAUUCAGGGAUCCAUGGGCGGUCAGGGAUGCCUGGAAGGAAAGGUGAGCAGGGAGAAUUGGGUUCUCCGGGGGCCACUGGAACCGCAGGCAAGGAGGGACUGAUCGGACCCAAGGGUGACCGAGGCUUUGAUGGAGUCCUGGGGCCCAAAGGAACUCAGGGAGAGAAGGGCGAAAGGGGCCCCUCAGGUAUCCCCGGCCCCCCAGGCCCCAGAGGAGUAGAUGGGGCCUCUGGACUGACAGGGUCUCAGGGACCCGCUGGAGCUAAGGGCCCUGAAGGCCUCCAAGGACAGAAGGGGGAGCGGGGGCCUCUUGGUCCUGCCAUGAUAGGUCCACGCGGUAUCCCAGGUAUACCAGGAGACAGAGGCGAGCAGGGGGAGUUGGGUCCAGAUGGAGCCAAGGGAGACAGAGGAGAGCCAGGCUUGACGGUCAGUGCUUCACCUGGGCCUCGGCCAAAUCUGCUGACUCUACGAGGAUGA